Messenger RNA from Ilyonectria robusta, 1895 nucleotides. RefSeq lists its product as uncharacterized. The record is from RefSeq and is a predicted model, not a curated record. The coding region runs from base 74 to 1837 and encodes 587 amino acids. NCBI's taxonomy places the organism in Eukaryota, Fungi, Ascomycota, Sordariomycetes, Hypocreales, Nectriaceae. Gene Ontology annotation, biological process: regulation of DNA-templated transcription; DNA-templated transcription. The transcript has 4 exons. Gene Ontology annotation, molecular function: DNA binding; zinc ion binding; DNA-binding transcription factor activity, RNA polymerase II-specific.
CAGCGACUUCAUUUGCUAAGCAGCCUCCAAGUCGAACAUAACGAUUGUCCUUUCACCAAGAGACUACUAUUCUAUGGAUGGGUCAAGAAGAGAGAGGGGCCUUGGUCGUCGAAAGGCCUGCGAUAGUUGCUGCCAGAGAAAGGUCAGGUGCGAUGCAAAGAAGCCGCAAUGCUCUGCGUGUUCUUUGCACAACGUCGCCUGUGUGUGGACUCCCGGGCCAUCCUCGAAACCUCCAAAGAGGACCCUGAAUAGUACGAGAAAAGAUAGUGGCUCGAAUGAAGGUCGUUUUGAGGGUAUUGAAGGCAGACUCAGAGCUAUCGAGGCUCAGCUUUGGCGAAAUGCUUCCACGAAUCAAGCAGCGAUUGAGAUGGAGGAUGACGAUCAAUACGCUGCAGCGUCCUUCGAGGCACAUUCACCAACGCCGUCCUCAAUAGACACUCCUGCAAGCCUCCAGUCAGGCAUGACUCUACAGGCUAUUAAUUCAAGCAAGGAAGACGAAUUGUCUUUGCCCCCUCGAAACCAAAUGGAGCCGCUGAUUGCCAACUACUUCGAAGGCUUCAAUCAAGCCAUGCCGUUAUUCGAUCCAGACAGCUUCAUCAAGAUGUUCAAAGACUGGUAUGAGUUCCCGUCUGGGCGUGACCAAGCAACCUGGUCGGCAAUCAACGUCGUCAUCGCACUGUCCCUGCGGCAUGAUCCUUCCAAGAACUCCACCGCCAGAGAUAAAAUGGCCUCAAUGUGCAUCCGCAAUGCGCGGUCCACUAUGGAUAGCCUCGUCUAUCGAGACCAAGACUUGAAGGGAAUACAAGUCCUCUUAGGCCUAGCCUUGAUUUUCCUCGGUACUUCUCAUCCACAUCCGGCGUGUGUCUUGGUUGCGACAGCGGUGAAACUGGCCCAUCGGCUUAAACUUCACAGAAGGAGGGAACCAGAUGCUGAAGAAAAUACACUAGAGCGGGAUCGACUUUUCUGGAUAACCUUUAUCAUUGACCGGGCCGUAUCAAUGCAUACACUAGAGCCAUAUCUGCUGCAAGAGAAUGACAUGGAUAUUGAUGCCGAGGGACUCUCUAGGCUUGACGGCAUCGGGUUAAGUGAACCAGUCCUCUUACUCCAGCUCCGCUUCAACUUGGCUCUCGUUCAAGGUAAAGUUUACGACCUCGUUUACUCCGUCAGAGCCUCGAGGCUCUCUUCGAACCAAAAAAAGGCUGCCACUGAGCGUCUUGACCGAAUGCUCAAUCAAUGGUACAGCUCAGUUCCCGGAUGCUUCACCUUUGAUAAAGCUGCAGGAUUGGACCCGAUGCAGCGAAGGCACUGCAUUUCGCUACACAUGGCUUACUACCAGUGCCUGUUCUCAAGCCACCGAGUUAACGCUCAUGACAACUCUUGGGUGAAGCGUUUGACUGAUUUUGGCGAUGCACUUGGUCGGGAAGGCGAAAUUGCAAAGACUUCACCACCUGAACCCGCGUUGUUGCCCUCUAACUGGUCCAACUUGGUGGCAGCCGCAAGGUCAUGUUUGGCAUUAUCGGAUCUCAUAGAUGAAAGAGACUCCGCGCUACGAUGGGGCGCAACCUGCGCUUGCCAAGCUGCAAUUACUGUCCUCGCUGCGAAAAACCUGACCCUCUCUGAGCAUGAUCUCCAUGAACAGAUCGAAGCGGACGAAGAGCGAGUAGAGAAGGCUACCAAACAGCUUGAACAGCGAGUUUGUAACUCCGAUGACACCUAUUUACGAACUAUACACUCUGUAUGCUCCGAUCUUGGCUCAAGAGCUGCAUUGGCAGUCCUGAAGUUUCACGAGAGUUCGGCUGCUGGGCUCCUCUGGGACGAUGAGUCCAUUGUAUCUUGAAUUAAGAAGAAGAUUGUAUAAUAUACAUAAAUUGAUCCCUAGUAAAUGACAAGAAGCC